Molecule: messenger RNA, 2062 nt
Organism: Purpureocillium takamizusanense
Lineage: Eukaryota; Fungi; Ascomycota; Sordariomycetes; Hypocreales; Ophiocordycipitaceae
Exons: 4
Coding region: 204-1538 (444 amino acids)
Biological process (GO): regulation of transcription by RNA polymerase II
Cellular component (GO): SAGA complex
Molecular function (GO): transcription coactivator activity
Source: RefSeq, a predicted model, not a curated record
GCUGACCUCCCUCCCUACGACACCCGCGGAAACACCAUCAUCAAUUUGGCGACCUUGCGAUGCCCGCAUCAUCAAUUUGACCCCGGAUUCGCGGUCGCAUAGCCGCUGGCUUUCGUUUGAUGCAAUUCACGAGCACCCUUGCGCGUUGCGCGUUGCUCUUUCGUUGCACGCGACGCAUCCACCUCCCCCGUCCCUAAUCCACCAUGCCCGACAUCGACCCCGCGGCCUUGAGCCGUCCCGCCGUCACGCUCUCGACCCCCGUCCUCUCCACCAAGACGCUCUCCAUCAAUGCGACCGGCUCAGCGAAGAUUACGAAGACGAGUCAGAUCAUUCCCGCCCGGAUCGAUCUCGAACCGCUCUACACCGCGCUGAAGUCGGCGAUAAGCAGCGACCAGUGGCUGAUAUACAAGGAGGCUACAGCCGAGUUCCUCACUGGGCGUCUGAGCCAAACCGAAUACUCAGAACGAAUUGACCCGAUACUUUCUGGCGACAAUGGCGAAAAAGACCAUCUGCACAACCAGCUCAUCGCGGCCAUCUACGGCAAUGUCACACGCGAGAUGCCCGAUCAGGGCAUCGCGCCCUGGGUCAGCGCCAACGACAAGCCUGUGGCAACCACCGGAAGCAAACCUGUCACCGGCGAUGCGGCCGAGCGUCGGCUGAAAGGGGACGUGAUGCAACUGCCUGCAAGGGAUCGCAGGCGCAUCAAGGAUUUGGUGCAUAACGAUUAUGACCCCCACGAGAAUUUGUCCAAUUUAUUUGCCGACACGCAUCGUCGCCCGUCCGCGCCUACGGAUGCCCCCGCUAGCGCUGCUGGGGGCAUCAAUAAAAUGAACUUUGACUUGGAGAUUCGAAAACGAUUUGCACCACCAUUGGCGGUCGAGUCCGGCGAAUUCCCUGAUGUCGGCAUGAUAGCCGGACGCAUGCUGCCGUUCUGCUACGAGGCCGGUUUAGCAAGCGGACAUGUUACCGAUGCCCCACAGCUCAUGUCUGUGGCUGCUGAGGCAUACAUCAAGGAGAUUUUGACCCAAAUAUUCAGCCGAACGCGCAGCAAUGGCCCAGGCGACUCUGGCAGUGCCGGCUUUGGUAUCGGCACUACGUGGAUCCAGACUCGAAAGUACCGCAAGCAGCUGAGUCACGAAGAAGAUGCGGCCCAACGAGGCGAGAUAACUCGAGACAAGAGCGGCAUGUUACCCGUCGAGGCCAAAGCAGCGAGCGAGCGCGGGCCGCUUGCCAUGGGCGACAUGCGUCUGGCGCUUGAGAUGGCGGACACCGGCAUGGCUCAGUUUCCAGUUUUGAUGACGCAAGUUUUGUACGGCUAUCGCGAGGGCGAGUUGGAGAACUGGACCGACUACAGCUGGGUCAAUGGCCAGACGCCGGUCAUCGAGGAGCUGCCAGACACGAAAGAUGGUCAAGCGCUGCCUAAUGGGCACCCUGACAACAUGGAUAUCGACAACGAGGUGUGGUGGGACGGAGGCGAAGUAAAAGACGUCGACAUGUUGGAUGGCAUCCUGGAUACGUGUCUCACAGUCGGCUCAUGAAGAAGACGCUAUCCGAGUGAAGCCGUCGACACUGUGAAGUACCGCAAAGGUCAGGGGUUUCGUCUGCGUCACUACUCCACGCAUGGAUCGUGGAAGACAACGGCUGCUGCGGAGCCAAUCCAUGGCAGCAAGAAUUGUCAAGCAAGCGAAUCAUUUCAGCAGGGCUCGUCCUCGCAACGGGAAGAUUUUAGGAUUCGGGGGCGCCACGGGCCGCGGAGCUGGGGAGCAUUUGUUGCAUGGCAUUCGUGAUUUGGCGCAGAGGACAUUGGUUGGUUUUGCCUUGCUUGAUACUUUCACGCCUUUCGGGAUUGAAGGGAAAAUUCGUUUGGCGUUGUUGGGGAUCUUGGGUACGAUAACGCGGGGCAGGGGCGCGUGGAGUGAGGAAGGGUAGGCGGCGGCUGUACUUUUAUACUUGACGAUACCCGCGGGGCUCUCGGGGAACAGCUCGAACGGCAACGCUGAUGGUGGCUGGGGCUCUCAGAGGUAGAGCAAGGUAGCGGCGAAUAUCACAGUUUUGUUGUAAC